Marchantia polymorpha subsp. ruderalis is the source of this 4674-nucleotide messenger RNA. The record is from the annotation of a GenBank genome assembly. NCBI's taxonomy places the organism in Eukaryota, Viridiplantae, Streptophyta, Marchantiopsida, Marchantiales, Marchantiaceae.
GCACCGUUGUGUGGUUCCGUCCCCUACCCCUACCCCUUCUUCCCAUUCAUGCGAGCUUCGUCUCUCUCUUCCCCCCUUCCUUACCCCAACCCCCUUCCCCCCCGGUCUGGGUGCCUACUGUUCCCCCCUGUAUACGGGAGAGAUCGGUCGCGGAUGCUGGGGGAUGUGGACGAAGGCGGGGGCUAGCUCGGUAACUUUUCUCUCCUAAGAUCAUCGAUUGAGCUCUCAAUUCGGUCUGUCUGUCUGUCAGCCCUACAGACGGACAGACAGCCUGUCAGGCCACGUCUAAAUUGGAAUUUUCGUACGAAGUUUAUCGGCCUUUUCUCUUGCGAGAUGUGCUUCAUUUCGCUCUUCUGAGAUCGACCGAGUCUUAAACUCCUCGUUUCUUCCCAUCCUUUUGCUGUCCCUCUGCUGGCUAGCGUCCCCCGGCUAGCUAGCUAGCGAGCAAGCGAGCUGGACGGACUCACACAUUCUCGAUAGUGUUUGUAGCUCUAGAUCCAUCGCUGAACUCCAUCGAUCUAUUUGUCGUCGAUCGUGUUCGGCUCGGGGCAGGCCCCGACGAGAGGUUCGUUGCGCGAGCGUGAAAGCGACAGAAAUGGAGAGGACUCGGAGGAUGAACAGGUAGCGAGUAUCGGAAGGAUCUAUUUUUAUGGUCCAGCGGACGAGGAGGAGGUGGAGGAGAGUAGUCAGUCCCCCGUGGUCAGUCAGUCAGUCAGGACUGGACCUCGUGCUCGGAAGUGGAUGAAAUUCAUGCUCAGCUGGUUUAGGUUUGCCCGAUAACGAAUGCUGAGAUAGAUAGAGAGAGUGCAGAGAUUGAAGAGUGUGAGUUCUUUUUGAGAAACCUGCAUCUCUGGAAUCCGGAUCUGUCACAGCAUUGCCCACCACUCGCAGCAGCUGUAGCUCCGUCUUAUUUUAAUUUAGGUUUGUGAUCGAGCGAGCGGAGCUUGGGGUCGACGACACAGGGCUGCAAAUUCGCCGGGCUCUGUGCACUGUGCUCGUCCCGCGUGCCGCACUUUCUUCCGCUGCUCACCCUCCCCCUCAUCCUCCUCCUCCUCUUCUUUGCCCUCGCCCUUGCGUCCCCGCCUUCUUUCUUUCCUCGGGCUCCGACGCUGAUGCACUUCUUGGACUGAGAGUCUGCGAGCCCGGAGAUCGUGACGAGGCCGUUUGGGGCAUUGAUUGAUUGAUUUUGCUUGGCGAUGAGCAGAUGAGAAUGGGCAGGGUCAGAAGUAGCAGCAGCAGUAGUAGGAUUAGGUGUUGGGCAUGAGCGUGGUAGUAAUGGCUUCGAUCGAAGCGAACGCGUUGGAUUUGUGGAUUGGUAGAAAGUAGGAGGAGGAGGAGGAGGAGGAGGAGGAAGUAGCAGCAGAUCAGGAGAUUUGGGUUUGCGAGUAGUGAAGAAGAAGUGAACUCGGGUCGCUGUGUUUGGGGAGAAUGGACGCCGACUGUGAUCAUCGAUCGCCGAUCAGUUGAUUGGAAAGAGGGAGGAUGGUAGCGAAGGCGAUCGAGAAGGGCUCGGCGAAAGGGAGAUAGGAGAGCAGAUUUGCUCGCGGGUUGCGAUCAGGGGCUGGAUUUUGGGGAAUGGCGUGCUAGUGCAGGCGGUCAGUGAGUGAGUGAAUCGAGCGGAUUCGUCGACGUCGAGAUUGAUUGUUGAUGCGUGGAGGAUAGAGGUGGAGCUAGGGAUUGAAGAUGGCGAAUGCGGAUGGAAAUUAUGGAUUUACGUCGAGAUCGAGGAAUGGGUCAUCGGAGGCAGGAGGAGCACCGAGCGGGCCGCACCAUGUCAGAUCGGCGUCGCAUGCGUCGGGGCUCACGCCGGCGCGCAGAACGCAGGGCUACGCGAAGAGCGCAGCAGCAGCUCGCCUGGCGCAGGUGAUGGCGUCGCACUCGGACGAUUACGACGAGGACGAGCUGCAGUUCGAGCGGCAGCCGAUGCCGUCCUACGGAGCGUCGAGGGAUUCCUCGCCGCGAGUGGUGAGGCCGCCCUUCGGAGGCCUGGGCUCGCGGGAUCCAUCUCCCCGAGUCGUGCGCCCAUUCAGCGACUCGAUUCCGGCGCCUCGAUUCACCGCCGUGCCCAUGGCGCGACUCCCGCAGCGCAGCACGAAAAUGCCGCCCUCGCUCCCUCCGACCUUGACCACGCGCACGAGCGAUGUCUCGAUCGAGUCGAUCUCCGACAUCCGCAGCAGCAAUCCCUUGCGCAGACCGUCGACGGAGUUGAAUCCCUCGACGCACCUCGAUGUACCCCGGGGCGACUCCUCGUCCUUGAGGAAUGGCAAUCGAGAGCCCGAGCGCCGCGAGGAGGCAGCGCUGCGGGACGAGAUCGAUUUGCUGGAGGAGGACAAGGAGAUUCUGAAGACCCGACUGACGGAGGCGGAGCAGAAAUUGGCGGAGCGCGACCUGAGAAUGAAGGAGCUCGAGAAGCAGGUGGCGAAUCUGGGCGAGGGCAUCUCCAUGGAAGCUCGAUUGCUGAGCAGAAAGGAGGCCGCCCUGCGCCAGCGCGAGGCCGCCCUCAAGGCCGCCAAGGAGCAGGUCAAGGACACGAAGGACGACGAGAUUGCAGCUCUGCGCCUCGAUGCCGACACGCUCAAGGCCGAGGCGCAGAGCGCAGCGGAGCGAGCCGAGGCUGCCGAGAAGGAGGUGCGUGGGCUGCGCAGUGUCACGCAUCGAAUGGUGCUCACGCAGGAGGAGAUGGAGGAGAUGGUGCUCAAGCGCUGCUGGCUCGCGCGCUACUGGGGCCUGGCAGCUCGCUAUGGUGUGCUCGCAGAAGUGGCCAGCUCGAAGCACGAGCACUGGUCGGCUCUGGCUCCUCUGCCUCUCGAGGUGGUGAUCUCUGCCGGCCACAGCGAGAGCACCAGCAGCACUCCUGGCCAUCGCAAGACGCCCUCGAUCCGAGAUCUGAACGACCUCACGAGCGGCGAGGGCAACAUCGAGGGCAUGCUGGCUGUGGAGAAGGGCCUUCGGGAGCUGGCCUCUCUGAAGGUGGAGCAAGCCGUCAUGCUGGCUAUGGCGGAGAAUCAGCAUCCCAACGGGACCGUGCGAGGUGAGCUGACUGCGGAGGAGGUGGAGGAUCUGCAAUUCAAGCAGGCCUGGUUGGUGUACUUCUGGCGCCGGGCCAAGAAUUAUAAGGUGGAGAAGGACAUAUCCGAGGAGAAAUUGACUUACUGGAGGACUCGCAGCAAUCAGGCCCCUUCCUCGCACGAUAUCGUGGAUGUGGAGCGAGGCCUGUUGGAAUUGCAGAAGCUGGGAAUCGAAGAGCAGCUGUGGGAAGCUUCUCGGAAGGAAAUUGCUGCACAAGCCUCCGGAAGGCUUGUAGACGAAGACUGAUAAAAUCGCCUUUCCUCCCCCCGGCAUUUUAUGAAAAGCUGUGUUGCACAUACCCCACAUAGCGGAUUGAUACGUGAUUAAAUUCAAUAAGUGCAGUAGAGAUAGAGCAUGUUCAAAACCUGAAUACGAGGAUUUUGCACCUUGGCAUGCCUCGAUCGAAAUCAGUUCACACUCCGUGGGUUUUUCUCGUUCUCAGAUGGCUGCUGUGAGUGGCACUCGGCUGGCCUGCAGGCUGUAGAAAGUGUCUACAGGCACGGAAAUGGAUUACGUCACAGAGGUGGGAUUGGAUGGGGACUGAAUGAGGUGCAAGCCCUUCCGAGUUCCGACUGACUUUUGAGGUUUUCUGAAGCCGAAAGAGCGAAUGCUGCUAGUAGGUGCAGGUGGGCCAACGUCUUGGAUUCAUGAGAGGGAGUUUCUCAGCUUGGAGAUCGAUCGGUUGUGCACAGCACCUCUGGGCGAAGCUUUCGGCACCUACCUGUGUCUGCGAGGAUGUAACUAGAUUCUUGGUCGAAUUAUGCGCUCACGAAGGAAGUAGGCCGAGAGCUUUUUGUUCUGCAUGCUUUGGAGGGGAAAUCUUUAAAGUGGCCGCAAUAUGUCGACACACCACAACGAGCCCUCGCAGGCCUCACGACGCUUCAGUCAUCACAGCUCUGUUCCGUAGGUGUGGUAGAUGACAGGGAGCGAUCUGUUGUUCCUACAGAUGGGAUAUCUUCUCGUUUCUGUAAUCUUAAUUGAAGCAAAAUGUCCAGAAGAAUGAGACAUUCGUUUUUUGAGAUAUGGAUUCCAGUCAACCUCUCUUCUUAAGACUUAGGCUCCACACCAGGGCCAGGAUACCAGCACCUUCUGUACUAUCGACUCCUGGCCCCAGGGAGUUCUGGAUGGACAUUUGAAGUGUCGAGCGCAGGUUCUACGAGGGACCUGUUCUGUGUCUUGUUUUCCACAUGGCGGCGAUGUACUAUUGUCCCGGACGCUAUGAUGAAAUUACUAGUUCUGCCACUUCCUGUUACGCACAUCCGGCGCUUGGCUUCCUGCGUGUAUGUUCAUUCAUUGUGACGUGGAAUACCACCCUGACAGGAUUGAGAGUGGAUGACGUAUGAUUCUGUUGAGGUGCCGAGGGGUGUAUGCGUAUUUGAAGAGUGCUGCGCACUUGUACCAUCGUCAAUAUUUGACACUACUAUCUGGACUGAAAAAACUUGUACCCCAUUCUGGUUAAAGCCUAUCGUGACCACAGGCAACAAUGUACAGACGAUCAAACCAGUUAUAUUAAUUAUUAAAAGACGUGCACUCAAGAUUUUGUGGUUCUUCCCUAGCUCACUGACUGAAAUGAGAACCUGCUUUGUUUUCUAUGGAAGUGAAAAG